GGCAGGUGGGGGGAUGAUUUAGCUCCGCACAGGGUUAAGGCCCUUUUCCAGAUACAGAUAACAGCGCCUCGCUCCUGGCUCGGGUUUCUCCCAAAUCACCUCCAAAGCAUGGUGUUUACGAGCCUACCUAAUCCGACACUGCAAUGGAAUCCCGGAUCUUUGCAGACAGAUAUCCCGGCUCUGCAAGUGUUUGAUCAGAUCCGCGGGGAACCUCUUCUUUUUUUUUUUUUUCCCCCAGUACGCCCGCUCUAGCGGUCCUGCACCCGACCUCCGGCCGCGCGCCCGGCCCGGUGCCAGCGCAGGACCGGCCCCUCCGGGUCCGAGGCCGGUGGGCGACUCGGGCUGCGGGCCGCUCCGCAACAGGUCACCCUGACCGCGAGACUGCAGGUCCGCAGGCGGCCGGCUGGGCGGCCAGGCUUCGGGGGCGCAGCUGCGAGGGCCGGGGAGGGGGUGUGGCCCGGCUCGGCGGGUCCCGGCUCCCGCUCACCUGAAGCGAGGCUGAGGCGCCGCCGGGCGCCAGGGCAGCGCGGGCGGAGGCCGGGGGCUUCCGCCACCCAGGAGAGAGCGAGGCGAGGCGGGCCCGGAGAGCCGCCGCGCCCCCGGCCUCGGGACAGAGACCCGGAGCGGAGACCCCCAUGGCCGCCUCCGGACGCCGAGAGCGAGCCGCCGAGGGAGGCGCGGCCCUGGGUUCCCAGACGCCGGGCCCCCGCCUUCCUCAGCCCGAGCCCCGCAGCCCUCCCUCCGCGCCGAGGGCAAGCAGCCCCGGGGCCCGCGGCCGGGAGAGCAACACACCGCAGCGCCCGGGCCGCCGCCAUUCCCCGCGCCGCCGCCGCCGCUGCGGCUCCGCGCUGCCCGGGGUGCGCAGCGCACCCACCUUCCCUCCCCCGCACCGCCCGCCGAGGCCCCGCACCAGGCCCGCGGCGAAGGCACCGACCUGUGCAGCCGCGGCAGACGCCUCGGAGGCUGGAAAGACGGCGCCGGCCUCCCGCUCCGCCGCUUUGCCGCCGCCGCCGCCGCCUAGGCUAG
Messenger RNA from Hippopotamus amphibius kiboko, 1026 nucleotides. Its product is annotated as serine/arginine repetitive matrix protein 1. Lineage: Eukaryota; Metazoa; Chordata; Mammalia; Artiodactyla; Hippopotamidae. The record is from RefSeq and is a predicted model, not a curated record.